UGGUGUUUCACUCAGGCACUCUUUUUAACAGCCAUAUCUCUCACUGUGUCUUGUUUAGGACCCCGCAAUCCACUAUGGCGGCGCCCGGUGGAUCUUUGGACUGUGAGGACUUCUCAAUGUUUCAGGAGGUGCUGAAAGCAAUGCGCACCAUAGACGACCGAAUCGUCCACAGCCUUAACACCACAGUGCCCACAGUGUCCUUCUCAGGGAAAGUGGAUGCCACACAGACAUGCAAACAGCUCUAUGAAACUAUGAUGGAGGCCCACCUGAGCCGAGACAAAGCUAUCAAGUCCUGUAUCGCCCAAGCAUCUGCAGAGGUCGGACAACUACGGGAAGAAAGAGCAAAAGACAGUGAUAACAUGGCACUCAUCAAACAGCUCAGGAAGGAACAGACCAAAUUAAAGCUGAUGCAGUCAGAGCUGAAUGUCGAAGAGGUUGUCAACGACAGAAGUCUGAAGGUGUUCAAUGAGAGGUGUAGAAUCCACUACACGCCCCCGAAGGUGAAGUGAAGCUCAGUCUGACCAGAGGAGCUGCCUUGGACAAGGUUCAGACCCAGACUGGAGAUGAAACUGUGAGCCGCUGAGUCCUGACUGCAGGCGGAUCACCAUCCGGACACCUCUGACCUCUUCUUCUCCACAACACCUGUAUUCCAUUGUGAUUAUUGUAUUACAUUGCCACCGCUGUGAAACAGUCCUCCUUGUGCUUCUUUGAUGAGAUACGUUGUACAAUAAGAGAUUUUUUAAAAAGACAAUGAAAUGGUUUCAAAUGAAA
Molecule: messenger RNA, 771 nt
Organism: Notolabrus celidotus (New Zealand spotty)
Lineage: Eukaryota; Metazoa; Chordata; Actinopteri; Labriformes; Labridae
Gene: ccdc58
Product: coiled-coil domain containing 58
Exons: 5
Coding region: 75-509 (144 amino acids)
Cellular component (GO): mitochondrion; mitochondrial intermembrane space
Source: RefSeq, a predicted model, not a curated record